AUGGCUCGCAACGAGCGGACAGCAGCUCAGCGGACCCCCUCUCCUUGCCCCCGUUCUGCCAAGCUCAGCAUCUGCCAAGGAGGGGGCGGUUGUGACUCUGGAUAUGACCGGGGGACGGUGUGCGACACUGGAUGUGACCGGGGGCCUGUGUGCGACUCUGGAUGUGACCGGGGGACGGUGUGCGACUCUGGAUGUGACCGGGGGACGCUGUGCGACUCUGGAUGUGACCGGGGGACGGUGUGGGACUCUGGAUGUGACCGGGGGACGCUGUGCGACUCUGGAUGUGACCGGGGGACGGUGUGCGACUCUGGAUGUGACCGGGGGACCCUGUGCGACUCUGGAUGUGACCGGCGGACCCUGUGCGACUCUGGAUGUGACCGGGGGACGCUGUGCGGCUCUGGAUGUGACCGGGGGACGGUGUGCGACUCUGGAUGUGACCGGGGGACGGUGUGCGACUCUGGAUGUGACCGGGGGACGGUGUGCGACUCUGGAUGUGACCGGGGGACGGUGUGCGACUCUGGAUGUGACCGGGGGACGGUGUGCGACUCUGGAUGUGACCGGGGGACGCUGUGCGACUCUGGAUGUGACCGGGGGACGCUGUGCGACUCUGGAUGUGACCGGGGGACGCUGUGCGACUCUGGAUGUGACCGGGGGACGCUGUGCGACUCUGGAUGUGACCGGGGGACGCUGUGCGACUCUGGAUGUGACCGGGGGACGCUGUGCGACUCUGGAUGUGACCGGGGGACGCUGUGCGACUCUGGAUGUGACCGGGGGACGCUGUGCGACUCUGGAUGUGACCGGGGGACGCUGUGCGACUCUGGAUGUGACCGGGGGACGCUGUGCGACUCUGGAUGUGACCGGGGGACGCUGUGCGACUCUGGAUGUGACCGGGGGACGCUGUGCGACUCUGGAUGUGACCGGGGGACGCUGUGCGACUCUGGAUGUGACCGGGGGACGCUGUGCGACUCUGGAUGUGACCGGGGGACGCUGUGCGACUCUGGAUGUGACCGGGGGACGCUGUGCGACUCUGGAUGUGACCGGGGGACGCUGUGCGACUCUGGAUGUGACCGGGGGACGCUGUGCGACUCUGGAUGUGACCGGGGGACGCUGUGCGACUCUGGAUGUGACCGGGGGACGCUGUGCGACUCUGGAUGUGACCGGGGGACGCUGUGCGACUCUGGAUGUGACCGGGGGACGCUGUGCGACUCUGGAUGUGACCGGGGGACGCUGUGCGACUCUGGAUGUGACCGGGGGACGCUGUGCGACUCUGGAUGUGACCGGGGGACGGUGUGCGACUCUGGAUGUGACCGGGGGACGGUGUGCGACUCUGCAUGUGACCGGGGGACGGUGUGCGACUCUGCAUGUGACCGGGGGACGGUGUGCGACUCUGCAUGUGACCGGGGGACGGUGUGCGACUCUGCAUGUGACCGGGGGACGGUGUGCGACUCUGCAUGUGACCGGGGGACGGUGUGCGACUCUGCAUGUGACCGGGGGACGGUGUGCGACUCUGCAUGUGACCGGGGGACGGUGUGCGACUCUGCAUGUGACCGGGGGACGGUGUGCGACUCUGGAUGUGACCGGGGGACGGGUGGCGACUCUGGAUGUGACCGGGGGACGGUGUGCGACUCUGGAUGUGACCGGGGGACGGUGUGCGACUCUGGAUGUGACCGGGGGACGGGUGGCGACUCUGGAUGUGACCGGGGGACGGUGUGCGACUCUGGAUGUGACCGGGGGACGGUGUGCGACUCUGGAUGUGACCGGAGGACGGGUGGCGACUUUGGAUGUGACCGGAGGACGGUGUCUGGAUGUGACCGGAGGACAGGUGGCGACUCUGGAUCAGUCACAUAA
Molecule: messenger RNA, 1848 nt
Organism: Bufo gargarizans (Asiatic toad)
Lineage: Eukaryota; Metazoa; Chordata; Amphibia; Anura; Bufonidae
Product: keratin-associated protein 16-1-like
Exons: 2
Coding region: 1-1848 (615 amino acids)
Cellular component (GO): keratin filament
Source: RefSeq, a predicted model, not a curated record